AUGACGAUCCUGGGGGAAAUUAACUAUAUCCGUUUCAUCACGGAUAUUUGGCGCCACUUUCUCAAGAGGAACUCUGAAACUAACCCAGGACUUUUGUGGAGAACAACAGCGGGAACCGGGCCCGGACUUUGCCGGGAUGACGAGAGGAGUUUCUACGCAUCAUACGCACAGGAACCCGGCGCGGUAUCAAAGGCUCACAGCGGUCACCGGACAACGGGACACAAGGGUGACACAGAGUCUGACAGCACUAGGACGUUUGAGGACAGCAAUGGAAGUGGACAGAUGAGCUAUGGAGUUGUCAAUGGAUGCGCCAUGGAGGAGAAGGACACCAUGGAGACUCCAUUGGUGAGUGUGCUUUGGUAUCGCUGUUGUUGUGAGUACAAUGGUAUACCCAUAUAA
Messenger RNA from Knipowitschia caucasica, 399 nucleotides. Lineage: Eukaryota; Metazoa; Chordata; Actinopteri; Gobiiformes; Gobiidae. The record is from the annotation of a GenBank genome assembly.